Molecule: messenger RNA, 2122 nt
Organism: Nothobranchius furzeri (turquoise killifish)
Lineage: Eukaryota; Metazoa; Chordata; Actinopteri; Cyprinodontiformes; Nothobranchiidae
Gene: chmp1a
Product: charged multivesicular body protein 1A
Biological process (GO): protein transport; late endosome to vacuole transport; endosome transport via multivesicular body sorting pathway
Cellular component (GO): ESCRT III complex; multivesicular body
Source: RefSeq, a predicted model, not a curated record
GGUAGUAGAGUCACCCACAGAAAAUUGAGGUACAGAAGAAGAAGAAGAAGUUGAAGCGUUAUGGUCACGUGACAAGUGUUAAACCCGGAAUAAACACAUUUUAGUCCAAACAACCGGAGACGAAGCCUCUUCAGGGUCGAUAAAUACUCUGUCCGUGGCUGGCAGGCAUCAUAUUUGGGUCGAGAUGGAUGAGACACUUUUUCAGCUAAAGUUUACUUCCAAGCAACUUGAGAGAUUGGCCAAGAAGGCAGAGAAGGAGUCUGAAAAAGAGCAGGCAAAGGUUAAAAAGGCUUUGCAACAGAAAAAUGUAGACGUUGCCAGAGUCUAUGCAGAGAAUGCAAUCCGCAAAAAGAACGAAGGUCUCAAUUGGCUGCGCAUGGCGUCCCGAGUCGAUGCAGUGGCCUCGAAAGUCCAGACUGCUGUCACCAUGAAGGGAGUGACUAAAAGCAUGGGUCAGGUGACCAAGGCUCUGGACAAAGCUCUAGGAUCCAUGGAUCUCCAGAAGGUCUCUGCAGUCAUGGAUAAGUUUGAAAGCCAAGUUCAGAAUCUUGAUGUCCAUACCUCUGUGAUGGAGGACUCGAUGAGCUCAGCAAUGACUCUGACCACACCUCAGGAGCAGGUGGAUGACCUGAUCCACCAAAUAGCAGAAGAGAGCGGUCUAGAGGUGAUGGACCAACUCAACCAGCUUCCUGCUGGGGCUACCUCACUGGGUGGAGAGACCUCACGGAGCCAGGAGAAGGAGGACCAGCUGUCUCGACGGCUGGCAGCUCUGCGAAACUAACCUCGGCCGCAGAGGAGACGACAGACUGACAGCUGCAUGGAAGCAAAUGAGUUUGUAAGCUUGGCUGCGACAGGAACUAUUUGUGUUUCCACUGAACUGUUCCUACUGGAAGGACUUAAUGAGUCUAUUGAUUUCCUACUCCCUCUGGCCUAUAAAUAAAUACACACAGCAGCUAGAAAUAGCCUCUGAGAGGGCUCCAGCCCCUCUCGACUUCAUCCUCCUGUUUCGAUUGUUCUCAAACUCACUUUCUCCUUUUUUCCCCUCUCCAAUGGUUUUUGGGUGUAAACUUUGUACAAAAAACCCCACAUUUUACAGAAAACCCAUAUUGAAAAGUUUUAUUGAUACUGUUUAUACGGUAGUGGCAUUUCUGGCUCACACGUGAUUUCUGCAUGUUUGCUUUUAUGUUUUCUGGAUCUCUGUUUUAAGUCUAAAGCUAAAUUGGACGAGUUUUGAAUGAAGAAAACAAAAUUAACAGAAAAAGGGGAUUUGGUAACACUAACACUUCCUCGUCACAUUUAUCCGAAUCUUAUGAAGUCUGUAAGCAAGAAAUGACAAUCCAUACAAUAGUGUUUGCUUCUUUUGUUGUUGUUUUGUUUGUUUUAUACCUUGUUUUUCUUGCUUCUACUCAUACUUUAUACUUUGAACGCCUUAUUUGGGAUGCAGGUGCUUGCAUUACGCUUCAUCCACCAGUGCCUACAGGAUUAGUUUAGUUUCUUUAAGUCAAACCUGCCUAGCUUUUGUCCCGUUCUGCCAACUUCCUGUCGAAUGAGCUAAGGCUUCAUUUGCCUUUAGUUGUCACAAGAGGACAUUUUAUUCGUUUUAGACCUUGUGUGGUUACGGGUGAUCGAUUUAAGCCUCAUUCAGACAUUUUUGGACACUUUCCUGUCUUAAAUGCCAGCCGUCGUCCCCAGAAGUCCUAUCAUAGCAGGGAUUUCCUGCACAUGCCAGGUUCUGGCUGAAGUGGUCUAAUCCUGGAGCUGUAGGUGAGUUGAUGGUGUGCAUGAAAGCAGACAGUUAGAUCAGCGAAUAGAUGUGUUUGAAUUAACAUUCGACUGCUUUAUUUUCGUCUCUGAAAGCGGAAAGCUAAAAGUUGAGCCGUUCGAUAACGGUUUGAUGGGUUUCGGCGUUUCCGUUUGACUCUAGACGAUAAUUAGAUAAAAGACGGCAGGAAAAAGCUAAAUCUCCACCUCUGAUGAAGCAGCUUCAGUCUAUAAAUUAAGAUUUCAGCUAUUCAUCCAUUUUAAUACACUGAGAGGUUUAUUUUUAUUCUUUGUCUGCCAAAUUUUCAGCACUUUUGUUUUGUAUAUUUAUCUUGAUAAAAUAAAAUUUUGCCCCAUCUGA